Gryllus bimaculatus (two-spotted cricket) is the source of this 1434-nucleotide messenger RNA. NCBI's taxonomy places the organism in Eukaryota, Metazoa, Arthropoda, Insecta, Orthoptera, Gryllidae. The record is from the annotation of a GenBank genome assembly.
UUUCGAUGACGUAUCCCGAGCACAUGACAGCAAUCGUGUGCCCUCUCUUCGGUCGCGUGAUGAUGGUCAGGGACAUGCAGGGGGAGGAAACUACCGCAGACGUCAACAAACAACAUGUGACGCAUCCUAACCUCAAGAAAAAUACAAUUUGUUUCUGAUAACGCAGAUUGAUUACGAAAGAGCAUCGUACCGAUGAGCUACGUGCUGUGAUUUUACAUUUAUGGAACAUUGCGAAAAAGAUGCAAUUUUGUGGCAAGGUCGUGCUUAUCACGGGCGCCAGCUCAGGUAUCGGUGCUGCAACUGCUAUUCAUUUUUCUAGACUUGGAGCUAGUCUAGCUUUGACUGGCAGGAAUAUCGAAAAUCUUAAUAAAACAGCAGGAGAAUGCUGCGGACCAAACAUCCCGAAACCUUUAGUAAUACCAGCUGACCUUUCUUCUGAAAAUGACACACAAAUUGUUAUUGAAAAUACUAUCAAACAUUUUGGAAAGCUUGAUGUUCUCGUUAACAAUGCAGGUAUUCUUGCAAUGGGAAGUAUUGAGCAAACGUCUUUAGAGCAGUUUGACACGGUUUUCAAUGUAAACGUGCGUUCACUUUACCAUUUAACAAUGUUAGCGGUUCCACACCUCAUUACAACCAAGGGAAAUAUUGUGAACGUAUCAAGUGUAAAUGGUUUGCGAUCUUUUCCUGGUGUGCUGGCUUACAAUAUGUCCAAGUCAGCAGUGGAUCAGCUCACACGCUGUGUAGCACUAGAAUUAGCUUCAAAGAAAGUUAGAGUAAACAGUGUAAAUCCAGGAGUUAUAAUUACAGAACUCCAGAAAAGAGGUGGUCUGAAUGAUGAAUCUUAUAAUAUGUUUUUGGAACGAAGCAAAGAAACACAUGCCCUUGGAAGACCAGGGAACACAGAGGAAGUUGCUCGAGCAAUUGCAUUUCUUGCUAGCGAUGAUGCUAGUUUUAUCACUGGAGCAAACCUUCCAGUUGACGGUGGCAGACAUGCUAUGUGCCCUCGAUAGUUUGUUUCAGCUUUGAAAGGUGGUUUUUGGAUCAAUUUUUGGUGAUGAACGCUAGCCUUUCAAAAGUAUCUUAUAAAUUCAAAAGAAAUUUAAAUAUUUGGCAUAUAUUUCUGUUUACUUCAAAUGUUUGUAAUGUGCAAAAUUGUCAAAGUUAAAUGUACACCUCUGCUCCUCUCCUGAUUACUUUUUGUAAACUCAGUUAAUUUUAAGAGGCUUUCACUGAAAGUAAGUUUCCUUUCUCUGGAAACCUAAAAAUUACAAACAUUGAUGCAUUGCGCUUUUUGGCUUAGUACCAUUUUUUUAAUGUUAACUGCAAUGAAAUGUCAUAUAUUAAAUUGUAUUAAGUAUGCAUAAAUUUGUCUCUUAUAGAUAAUACACUUUCUACAGAUGUAAAAUAAUGGUAAAAUAUAAAUUUCUUUGAAUA